Messenger RNA from Fusarium odoratissimum NRRL 54006, 699 nucleotides. RefSeq lists its product as uncharacterized. The transcript has a single exon. Bases 1 to 699 code for a protein of 232 amino acids. The record is from RefSeq and is a predicted model, not a curated record. NCBI's taxonomy places the organism in Eukaryota, Fungi, Ascomycota, Sordariomycetes, Hypocreales, Nectriaceae.
AUGAAGGAACAUGUCAGAUACGGGUCUUGUCCCAACUACAACAAUGAAGUCGCGCAAAUUUCUCGUAGAGUAGAUCAUCAAGUGCAGCAGCUUGGGGGUAGAACCAGCGUUUCCCACAGUUCCAUCACUUAUGUGAAUCGAGGUGACGAUCAGGUGUCGCUUCGAAGAAGGAUCGUAGAACUCAACCGAGAGAACGGGAGCCUGCAUCAUGAGGAUAAGUACUUUGCUACACUGGCUAACGAUGUACUAGUAUCUCUUAAAUCUUCGAUCCAGUCUUGUCUAUCCAAAAUCCCUGACGCUCUGCUCUAUGAUAACACAGCUACCUUGCACGGCAGCGAAGUGGGGAGUAGCACCUCGCAAGUGUUCAGGCGCCAACGCCCGCAUACUGACCCUCUCUUGAGCCUCAAUCAGUGUAAGGCUCAAAUUGACGGUUUCGCUAAUGCACAAGACCGCCAGGUAAAUUUGGUGUCUUCCUGGUGUAAGGGUGCAAGAAACCGUCCCUUACCGCCGACUCCACACCCAAUGUCGAAGUCUAUGCUCGAGAAGUUGGAGAUUAAUCUCAUAAGACAAAAUGGGAUGAUGAGACAAUCAAUCGCAUUGAAUAGAAAGCUCGUUUAUCGGGUGCUGCUGCGUUUGGUUUCUCAGAUACGACAAUUGGCUCUGCGCUCCGAUCGGUUGUCACAGAGGCAAACCUCUUGA